AUGUGCACGACCACAGGGACGGUGGUGACUGCGGCAGCGGCAGCGUUGAAUCCGAACCCGAUCUUGUCCCCAGCGGGGGUGGGGAGGACGAACCUCUCGGGGACGCCGAGUUCGUGGGGAGCAGCAUGUUGGACCGUGGAGCACGCGAGGGAGGAGUUGAUGCGGAUCUUGAAGCGCCUCGUCGACCAUGGCUGCGCGUCUUUGGAAUCGCGACGCGAUGACGCGAUGAAGAAGAAGCGCUCGGGAGUCGGGUCCUACAGCGGCAGCGGCGGUAUCACGGAUAAAGUGUUGGGGAUCUUGUUUCGGGUUCAACAAGCGAGGGAGGAAGUUAUAGAGAAGAGCUGGAGAGGCGACAUUCCGGCGCUGGGACCCGCAUGUUUGUUACCACUGGUUGAUGAUUUCAUAAGACAAAAUACUACUUGCCAUAUGGCGCUGGUCUUUCCCCAAUCAGCUCGCAUAUCAGUAUGUACUGAUGUUGAUGAAAAUGUGGAGAACAUUUUAAGAAUGAUAGGAGAGGAGAACGAACAGACUGAGAAUGAACAAGAUGAUUCUGGAAAUCCCGUCAAGAAAUCAAAGCUAUCUUCCCUUGUGAAGGGCUUCCAUGAGGACUAUCAAUACCUUCACAAGCACUACAAACAGCUAAUUAGCAAGCUAGAAACUGUUGGCCACAGUUCCUCAGGUUCAGAUUCAUCUGAUUCAGACGUGGAAGGCGACAGAUCAGACAAUAAUGUAACUACACCAAAAGUAGUGUUGAAUGAAGAAAAUGGCCUGAACCGUAAGCUUGAUGAGCAUCAUAGCAUGGAAGCAGAAAAUGAGAAGCUAAAACAAAGUACAGAAGAACAAGCCAAGGAAAUAUCUGAUCUGAAGCAGCUACUAGAAAAAGCAAUCAAGGAUAAAGAAGCUACAAGAGGAGAGUUAAGUUUAGAGGUUGCAAAUUUGUCAUCUGAGAAUGAGAAUCUGAAAUCAUUAGUUGAAACUGCAAAGAGGGAGGAAGGAGACUUGCUUAACAUCAUAAAAUCUAAGGAGAAUGAGGUCAAAACAUUGUCUAGUGAGAUGCAAACUAUUGAAGAAGAGAGAGAUAACCUGAAGAUGUCAAUUGUAGACAUGAAGAAGGAGAUGGAAGAUCUGAAGAAACAGCUGAAAGAUACAGUGGAUAAAUGCAGCGUCAUGGCAUCAGAGCUAGAGAAGUCCCUGAAGGCUGAGAAAGAGGUGCAGAUCUUGUUUGAAGAAAACCAGAACGUGAAGAACCAUAACCUGAUGCUGUCGGUGGAGCAUGAUAACCUGAAAAGACUUCAUCAUAACUUAGAUAAUGAGUGCUCUCAACUGAAGGCAACCAUUGCGGAAGCCAAAGCUGAAAAUGAAUCAUUGACCACAGAAAAUCAUUCAGCUGAAAGAGAACUCGAGCAACUGAGGGUGGAAAUAGAUGGCCUGAAGGCUGAGACCACAGAGAUAACGAACAAUCUGGACAAGGAACGUAGUACUGCAGCAGAAGAAAAAGAAAGGCUAACAUCAGAAAAUUCUAUGUACUUGAGUGAGUUAAAGGAGGCACAGUCUAAUGUUAAGGAUCUAGAAAAGGAACUGGAGUCAACAAAAAGUGUUCUCAAUAGUCAUAUUGCGGAGCUACGGAAGGAGAAGAAUUCUGCCACAUCAGAGAUAGAGCGGCUAGAGGCUUCUUUGAUGAAUCUUGAGAACGAUCUGUCACAGCAACUUGAUAGGAUUUCAGAUAUGCAGAAGACUAAUGAAAACCUGGAGCUGGCAAAUUCUAACCUGCAUAAUGAGAUUGUAGAAGUACAAGGACAAAAGAAUGAAGCUGUUGCUUCUAUAGUUAAUCUCCAGAGCAUGUUAGAACAGCAAGUACAAGAGAUUUCAAAUCUUCAGGAGGUCAACAAAGACCUCAAAGCAGCAAAGACCGAUCUGUAUAAUGAGGUUACGGUACUUCAACAGGAGAAAAAUGUAGCACUCGCUCAGUUACAAGAAUCUGAGGCUCAAAUCAAGAAUCUUCAGAUUGACUUGGAACAGCAGCGCAACCAAAUUUCAGUUAUCCAGCAAGCAAAUGAAGAAAUGCAGGAUAAAAAUUAUAGCUUGCACAAGCAACUGGAAGAAACUAGGACUAAUCUGCAAGUGGAGAUCAUUGCAUUACAAGGAGAGAAGGAAGAGGCCAUCAAUAGCUUACAGCAGUCAAAUGAUUCACUCAAGACCCUAGAAGUCCAGUUAGAGCAGCAAAGAGAACAAAUUUCUGUUCUGCAGCUUGCUCAUGAAGACUUGCAAAAUAGCAAUUCCAACCUAGAGAUGCAAUCGGAAGAGGCGAAGGUUAGUCACUAUGCUGAAAUUUUAGCAUUACAAGAUGAAAAGAACAAGAUUAUUUCAGAGUUACAGCAGUCCGAUGGUUGUAUCAAGAACCUUAGAAUUGAGUUGGAGCAAGGAAAAGAGCAAACCUCAAUCUUGCAUCAUGCUAAUGAAGAUAUGAAGAAUAACAUUUCUGUCUUGGAGAAGCAAUUGGAGGAGGUCAGGAGCAGUUUGCAUGCUGAAAUUGCAGAAGUACGUGCAGAGAAGGACACAGCUCUAUCCGAGUUACAGAUGUCUCAGAUUUCCGUCAGGAACUUAGAGAGUGUGCUAGAAAAGCAAAGUGAGAACAUUUUAACGCUAGAACAAGCUAAUGAUAAGUUACACAAUAAAAUAUCUACCUUGACAGAGCAAGCAGAACAAGCCAAGGCUGAGCUGCAUAAGGAGGUAGCGGCAAUACAAGAAGAGAAGGAUACAGCACUAUCACAACUAAGGCAGUCAGAGAUUUCAAUACAAGAUUUUGAGAAUGAGGUGACACGACUGAAACAGGAACUUUCCGUCCAGCUAGAAAACAAUUCCAUCUUGGACAAGCAGUUUGAAGAAGCCAGGAGCAAUCUGCAUGCUGAAAUUUCAGACCUACGUGCAGAGAGGGACACAUCUCUAUUGGAGUUACAGACGUCUCAGGCUUCUGUCAAGAAUCUUGAGAUUGUGGUUGAAAAGCAGACUGAGAACAUUUCAACUCUACAGCAAGCUAAUGAUGAGUUACAUAAGAACAUCUAUACUUUGACUGAGCAAUCACAACAAGCCAAGGCGGAGAUGCAGGAUGAGUUGAAGGCAAUACAAGAAGAGAAGGAUGCAGUGCUAACACAACUGAAGCAGUCAGAGACUUCAGUGCAAAAUAUUGAGAAUGAGGUGAUACGAUUGAAAGAGGAGCUUUCAGUCCAGCUAGAAAACACUUCCACUUUGGACAAGCAGUUGGAAGAGGCAAUGUUGAAAGUGUCUAACCUACAUGAUAAUCUUGAGAAGGCCCAGGCCGAAGCAGCUUGUCAACUUGAUGGCAUGAGUACAAAAACAAAAGAUCUGGGGAAAACAAUCAAUCUAUUGUCUUCUCAAAAGACUAAGUUGGAGAAGGAUCUGAAAAUUAUGAUUGAAGCGUGCACAGAAAAUAUGUCAUUUUUGGCAGGAUUUGAAGAUAGAGUUACACAAAAAAUUUCUCAUCAUGAGGCAGGACUGAAGAUUCUCCACCAGAGCCUUAGAGGGGCUGUUGGUAGCUGUCAGAGACUUCAGUAUGCAUAUGAUGAGGUGUCCACAAGGGCAUCACAUCUUGAGAUACUUAAGAGGAGUCAGAUGGAGCAGAUAGAUCAGCUAGAGCAGAAAAACACAGAAACUGUGGACAAACAUCGGCUUCUGGAAGAAGAGAAGUUGUCUGCAAAUAAGGAGAAUAUUAAGCUACAAAAGCAUGUCCAAGACCUUGAAGUUCAGCUCCAGCUAGCAAAGCAGAAGCUUAAAGUUACCGAGGCAGAAAGCAAAUGCAAAGAAGAGAGAUAUGCAGCGGCAGUGGAAGUGUUGCGGGCAGAGAUCCGUCAUCUUGAACAAUCAGUACAGCAGUUUUCAGGGAGAGUCAGCUUGCUGGAAGGAACUCUCCUGCAAGUUAAAGAACAUGCUGAAUCAGGGGUCUCUAAAUGGGCUGACAAACUGGAUGAGCUAGAAACAGUCUUCAAUCUGAAUUUUUUGCUCUUCAUUGACCGCUCAUCUGCAUGUAGUGACGAGCUUAAAGUCCUGAGGAAGAAGGUACAUGAUCAUCUUAAUGAACAGAAGAAACUUGCCAAUGUGAACAAUGAGCUGGCUAUUAGGUUGAAAGAGAAAGAAAUGGUGGUAUCAGAAAUGGUGAAGAGUGCGGCUGAGGCAGAGGCAAAGAUGCUCCAGCUCAAGAAGACAGUGGACGAGAAAGAAGACGAGCUAGCAGCUAGAGGGCAGCAGAAGAGAGAAGCCAUCAAGCAGCUGAGCGACACCAUUGUUUACCACAAGAACUAUAGCGAUGACCUGGUGCGCUACAUCCGCAGUCAGAGUCGCCCUCGCCUCCCGUUCUGCCUCUAA
Miscanthus lutarioriparius is the source of this 4380-nucleotide messenger RNA. The record is from the annotation of a GenBank genome assembly. NCBI's taxonomy places the organism in Eukaryota, Viridiplantae, Streptophyta, Magnoliopsida, Poales, Poaceae.